GAGUAAAAACAGGAGCAGUCGCAGAUUCGAGCUCGACCGAGGAGGAGAAAGAAGAAGAAGCAGAGAGAGAGAGAGGGAGAGGAGGAGGAGAAGAAUAAAGAGAAGAACCCAGAGGAAGAGGAGGAGGAGUGUGGAUGUAGCUGUUUGCGGACGGUUUGCGGAGAAUGCGCAGCUGCUGAGCGGCUGUAACUUUGUGAAUCUGCAGAGACGCAGAGGAUGGGAGUGACCUGCUGCUCCAGAUGUGUCUCAGUCUUCCUGUCUCUGCACAUCUUCUCAGUGUUGCAGACGGUGCUGGUCAGCGCUGGUCAAUGUGACUCGGUGUUUAAAGGAUUCUCGGACUGUCUGCUUCAGCUGGGGGAGAACAUGGCCAACUAUCCCCAGGACCUGGACGACAGGGAGAACCUGCACAAGAUCUGCACUUACUGGGAUAACUUCCACUCCUGUGCCACAACGGCGCUGGCCGACUGCCAGGAGGGAGCGACGGACCUCUGGGAGAAACUGAAAAUGGAGUCCCGCAAUCUGGAUUUCCGUGGGAGUUUGUUUGAACUCUGUGGCGGCGGCAACGGAGCCCCCAGAUCUGCCGACGCCAGGGGCCUCGCCUGGGUUCUAACCGCACUGCCCACCAUACUGACUUGGCUGGCGUUUUAACAGAUACCAGGAAAACAUAAAAACACAAGGGAAAAGAAGAAAAACGGAAAAAACCCAAAUAAAAAAAGAAAAUAGAAAAAGAGUGAUAGCUGCUCUUCGAUACUGAAAAUACGACUUCCUGGACUGAGUUCGAAUCCAUCACCAGAAAACUACGCCCGAGACGGAUUUUAAUUAUUGCAUCACUCCACGGCGGGGGACACUUCCUGGGACAUCUGCAGGUCGUCCUCCCGGAGCGCUCAUCCAAUCACACGCUGACCCGACCCGGGCGACGACAUGAAAUAUUCAACAAGCCGUUGAGCUGAAAUGAUGACAAUGAUGAAAAUUUGAUGGAUUCUUGGCCACUUACAAUCGUGGAAUUACACAGUAUUAAAGUCAACCAUGAAUUAUUGAUGUUUAGUGGGCUCGGCCUAGACGCCACCAUGUGACUGCAGGGUGCUGACACAGUGUCAGGCUGUAUAUUAGGUUCCCUUAUAGCCGGAGGCACAUCUUCACGUGUACGCCAGGCCAAGCUUAACGCCAUCAAAUCAAUACGACAAGCCAAGGCCCGGAGUCCAUUUCAGAGCCGUCACCUCAUUUCCAUCACGGACAGUUUCUCCUUUUUUAUUGCACCGACUCGGUUGCGCUGCUGGGUUUGACGGACUGAAUGCUCGAUGCUGAUGUAAUGUUUGUAUUCUCUGUUCGUUGUGCUCAGGCCACGGUCACACAAGCUUUUAUUCCUCAUGGCGACAUUUAGCAGCAACUGGAAUUUGUUUGUUUGGAGUCGUCACAGUCGGUGAUCCGGUCAGUUUCCACCUGUACAGGUGAACGGGUAAAUCUGUGGCUCUGACAAAAGCAGCAGUGCGGUGGACCCAUGCAGCGUGGCUUGCAGUUCAUUGUGAGCCUGCAGGGGGCAUGUUUUUAAACGUAUAGGGUUUUAAACUUGGUUGUUGAGACGGCUACAACCAAACCCAGCUGAAGAAAUGUUGCUCUGCCACUUCCUGUUGUGACGCAGCAGCGUUUACUCCGCGAGCUCCGACGACGUGGAGUUCAACGCCUGCUUCUCGUCCUCAGCUCAGACUGAUGAUCUGCGUCAAGUCGCUUCAGCUCGAUUCAGGAGAUGAGCACAAACGGAAAUGUUGAUUAUCGCUGGUGAUGGAAAAAAUAUUCUGUUUUUCACUAAAGAUUUAAAAGUAUUUACUUACCCAACUAAUUUGGCUUGACUAAAAAGAUUAGCAUUAGCUUCAGUUAAGCUAACGUUUUGGUUUACAAUUAAAAUCAAAGGCAGCUAAAACGUGGGUGGCUAACUAACAGUUUGUCUUAUAGCUAAAAGCAAUCGAUGGAGAUUAGCCAUUGGUUUGAGUUAGCAGCAGAAAUGUAUUGUGUGAAGUUAGCUUCGGUUCAGGUGGGUUAGCUAAAGUAGACCAGUUAAAACAGAGCGAGUGAGGUUAGCUAAUGUUUCAGUUCAGCAACACAUCAAAGGCUAGCUGGCGAUUUGAGUGAUUAAACAUAUUGAUCAGUGUAAUGUGUUAGCUGAAGCUCGCGGGUUGGGUUAAAUAAAGAAAGAAGAGAAGUGGUGAACACAGGUUGUGUCUAGUUCAUAGUUAACAGCUCAGUUCGGAAGCUAAAGUAGAAUCAUGUUAGCUAAUAGUUGAGUUUAAAGGUUGAAGUUAAAACAUUUGUUUAAAUGAGCUAAACUCCAGGUUAGCGAAGAGCUGAAGUUAGCAUGUGGCUAAAUGAGCGUUUCAGUUUGGUGCUGAUUUAAUUGAUAAAACUGUUCAACUUGAAUGUCUCAUAAAGUAAAUAAGUAGUUUUGUGCUCAUUUCCUGAAAUCUCAUCUCUUCAAUCCCGUACCGAACUGUAUCCAUGUUGGUGGCUGAUUUCCCAUCAUGCCUCUGUUGGCCACCCCCCCGCUCGGCAGAUCCUUGUGUUAGAAAUGAAUGAAUCUGUGGGUUAAAGGAAGAAAUUAGAUUUUAUUUUGAAAAGUUGACAGCAAUACAACGCAGUGACUUCAUGGCCAGUGUAGCUACAAAUAAAAAGUAUAUAUAAUAAAACACCGUGGCUGAAGAGCGAUACGACUGUUUCCAUUGAGCACAUCCCCCCCUUUUCAUCUGCGGUGAUUCAUACUAGACGAUUUUAGAGGUGAUGUAUUUUAGGUCUGUACGUGAAACAGCCGAGUCCCAACAGUAGCAUCGUAACGCGUCGACAUGGAGGAGGAGUUUCUCUGCUGAGGCUCAACACGUGUUCUUCUGUUCGUCUCUGAGUUCGUCUCUUUGUUCGUUUAUGGGGAUGUCGCGUUAUGACGUUUAAAAAAGGACUUGUUCCAAAAAUCAUCUAAAUAAGAGAAUAUGUAUAUCAAAGGGAUUUUGAGAAAAUAAAAAAGUUCUAUUAUAAAUAGUAUCCCAGACAGUUUUAACAGAAGAUUGAUACAAAUUAUAAGUCUACUGAGAUAUUUAAAAGAAAAAAGAAAAGAUUGCUAAAAUGAUAAAGAUUAAAUAAAUAAAAUGACUAAUGUUUGAAAA
Hippoglossus stenolepis (Pacific halibut) is the source of this 3146-nucleotide messenger RNA. It is a transcript of the gene nrn1a, whose product is annotated as neuritin 1a. Bases 217 to 648 code for a protein of 143 amino acids. Gene Ontology annotation, biological process: neuron projection extension; nervous system development. The record is from RefSeq and is a predicted model, not a curated record. Lineage: Eukaryota; Metazoa; Chordata; Actinopteri; Pleuronectiformes; Pleuronectidae. Gene Ontology annotation, cellular component: plasma membrane. The transcript has 3 exons.